Messenger RNA from Cinara cedri, 690 nucleotides. The record is from the annotation of a GenBank genome assembly. NCBI's taxonomy places the organism in Eukaryota, Metazoa, Arthropoda, Insecta, Hemiptera, Aphididae.
AUGCCGCGCGCCCUUUCCGGCCGCCAUCCGGUCCGCUGUUCGGAAGUUGCCGUCGAUGACGUUUUGUACGCGUUUGUGUUUCUGAGACUGUUUCGCUGUCGGCUCGUGGGCAAACGCACGUCCGAGAGAAAUCCGAGAGAGAUAAACCGCCGUGUUCGAUUGUGCGCGGCCGAAACAGAAACAGCGGCGGAACCGCUGGUAUCGGAAAACGGAAAAGCGCCCGGAGGAUUUAAUAGUCGCGGAUAUCCGGAAAUCGGCCGCGGCAGUGGGCGAUCCGUCCCGUGUCCCCUUCGGAUACUCAUUUGCGUAAAGUACAAUAUUUUAUAUAAAUCCGGUAGAUUCGACGGUGAUUAGCGGCGGACACUUUACGCAAAGGGGCGCGACGAAGAAAACGCUGCGCCCACGCAGGCGAACGGUAUUGCCCCGCCUAACGCAGACCACGAGUACGCUUCAACUCCGGGCAAUAACUUUUCACACCCGACAACAAGAAGAGACGAUACCGGAAGGGCUAUGCGAUGUGACACGCCACUGCGGGAGACGCUGUGCGCGAAAAUACGGGGUGGCGCCUCCGGUCGUUUUCAGCCGUUGUCCGCCGUUAUCAGAGCUGGAUCAAAGACAUUUUUCUGCUAUCCGAAAAACGGACUCGCCGGCACACUUCCGCGGCGUUCCGCGGAUAAGAGGAAAAAAUGA